AUGGCAACAAACUUCUUGGCAUUAGCAUGCAUACGCAAAGAGAGUUAUGAGGAGUACUUAUCGCCAAGGCCAAGGUAUCCUUCCAUGCCCAAGUACCCGAAAGGGGUUUCGGUUCAAGAGACGAACGUGGAAGGAUCAGAGGCAAAGGCAGUGUUUUCUGUUGUGGGAAUGACAUGUUCUGCUUGUGCUGGAUCUGUUGAGAAAGCUAUCAAGAGGCUUCCUGGGAUAAGAGAGGCUGUUGUUGAUGUGUUGAAUAAUAAGGCUCAAGUUGUAUUCUAUCCCAGUUUCGUUAACGAAGAAACUAUCCGCGAGACUAUCGAAGAUGUUGGAUUUCAAGCCGCAUUGAUUGAAGAUGAGAUGAAUGAAAGAUCUAGUCAAGUAUGCAGAAUACAGAUUAAUGGAAUAAGUUGCACUUCCUGCUGCUGUACAGCUGAAAUAGUUCUGCAAGCAAUUCAUGGCGUACAAAGAAUCCAGGUGUCUUUGGCCACUGAAGAAGCUGAAGUUUACUAUGAUCCAAAGAUCCUAGACUACAACCACCUGUUAGAUGCCAUGGAAGAUAUAGGAUUUGAAGCCAUGCUUAUGAGUGCUGGAGAAGCUGUGAGCAAGAUAGAUCUUAAAGUUGACGGUUUAAAGGCAGAACAUUCAAUCCAAAUAAUAGAAAAUUCGCUUCAAACACUUCCAGGGGUUCAAGCAAUCGAAAUAGACCCUGAGCUCGAUAAAAUUUCCAUUUCUUACAAACCAAGCAUGACAGGUCCUAGAAAUUUUAUCAAAGCCAUUGAAUCAGCUGGGUCCGAAAACCUCAAGGCAAUUGUAUUUCCACAAGGAGAAGACAAAGAAACUCACAGACAAAAAGAAAUCAAGCGAUACCGUGGCACCUUCUUGUGGAGUUUGGUUUUCGCGAUUCCCAUAUUUCUAAUUUCCAUGGUAUUUAUGUAUAUCCCUAUAAUUAAUCGUCAACUAGACAUCAAGGUAGUCAAUAUGCUAAGUGUAGGAGAGCUAAUGAAAUGGAUACUAUCGACCCCAGUGCAAUUCGUGAUAGGCCGGCGAUUCUAUACAGGAUCUUAUAAAGCAUUGCGGCGUGGUUCUGCUAACAUGGAUGUUUUGAUUGCCUUAGGAACAAAUGCAGCCUACUUCUAUUCAGUCUACUCAGUAUUGAGAGCUUCUAGCUCUCCAGACUUUGAGGGUACUGAUUUCUUUGAAACUAGCUCAAUGCUCAUCUCAAUUAUUAUUCUUGGGAAGUACCUCGAGGUUAUGGCUAAGGGAAAGACAUCUGAGGCAAUGGCCAAGCUUAUGGACUUGGCACCUGGCACCGCAAUAUUAUUAACCCUGGAUGAUGAAGGAAAUGUGAUCAGGGAAGAAGAAAUAGAUAGUCGGUUGAUACAAAGGAAUGAUGUGAUUAAAAUCACACCUGGUACAAAAGUGGCUUCAGAUGGUUUUGUUAUUUGGGGGCAGAGCCAUGUGAAUGAGAGCAUGAUAACCGGAGAAGCACGGCCAGUGGCUAAGAGGACAGGUGAUGCGGUAAUCGGGGGGACAGUUAAUGAGAAUGGGGUGGUGCACAUUAAGGCAACGACUGUCGGAUCUGAGAGUGCUCUGUCACAGAUUGUUCGGCUUGUUGAGUCAGCUCAGUUGGCUAAAGCUCCUGUACAGAAAUUUGCUGAUCGCAUCUCCAAAUACUUUGUGCCCCUUGUCAUUAUUCUUUCCUUUUCAACCUGGCUUGCAUGGUUUUUAGCUGGAAAGUUCCAUGGAUAUCCGGACUCUUGGAUACCACAGUCCAUGGAUAGCUUUCAGCUUGCUCUCCAAUUUGGAAUCUCUGUUAUGGUCAUAGCCUGCCCUUGUGCUCUAGGAUUAGCAACUCCAACAGCUGUCAUGGUUGGCACUGGAGUUGGCGCAUCUCAGGGUGUUCUAAUCAAAGGUGGCCAAGCAUUAGAAAGUGCACAUAAGGUGAAUUGCAUUGUCUUUGACAAGACAGGAACUCUUACGAUGGGAAAGCCAGUGGUUGUUAACACAAGACUUGUGAAAUAUAUGGUACUGAGAGAUUUUUAUGAACUCGUAGCUGCAGCUGAGGUAAACAGUGAGCACCCAUUGGCCAAGGCCAUUGUAGAGUAUGCCAAGAAAUUCAGAGAAGAUGAAGAGAGCCCUAUGUGGCCAGAAGCACGAGAUUUUGAGUCCAUUACUGGCCACGGAGUGAAGGCUAUUGUCAGAAAAAAGGAAGUGAUGGUGGGAAACAAAAGCUUGAUGUUGGAACACAACAUCCCCAUUUCAAUUGAUGCAGAAGAGAUGCUAGCAGAAGCUGAAGGGAUGGCUCAAACUGGGAUUCUAGUAUCGAUUGAUAGGGAAUUGACUGGAGUUCUAGCCAUAUCAGAUCCAUUGAAACCGGGUGCUCCCGAGGUCAUUUCCAUUCUCAAGUCCAUGAAAGUUAGGAGCAUAAUGGUGACAGGUGACAACUGGGGAACUGCCAAUUCCAUUUCCAGGGAAGUUGGGAUUGAAACAGUUACUGCAGAAGCCGAGCCUGAGCAGAAAGCUGAGAAAGUGAAGGAAUUACAGGCUGCAGGCUAUAUGGUGGCAAUGGUAGGUGAUGGGAUAAAUGAUUCACCAGCACUCGUAGCAGCAGAUGUUGGUAUGGCCAUUGGUGCAGGCACAGAUAUUGCUAUAGAGGCAGCUGACAUAGUUCUAAUGAAGAGCAACCUGGAGGAUGUGAUCACUGCUAUAGAUCUCUCCCGGAAAACCUUUUCCCGAAUUCGCUUGAACUACAUUUGGGCUUUGGGGUAUAACCUCCUGGGCAUUCCAAUAGCUGCCGGAGCUCUUUUUCCAGGCACUGGAUAUCGUUUACCACCCUGGAUCGCUGGAGCGGCAAUGGCAGCCUCUUCAGUCAGUGUUGUUGUGUGCUCACUCUUGUUGAAGAAUUAUAAAAGGCCCAAGAAGCUGGAAAAUCUAGAUAUUCGUGGAAUAAUGGUUGAGUGA
Messenger RNA from Dovyalis caffra, 2961 nucleotides. The record is from the annotation of a GenBank genome assembly. Lineage: Eukaryota; Viridiplantae; Streptophyta; Magnoliopsida; Malpighiales; Salicaceae.